Molecule: messenger RNA, 1698 nt
Organism: Aspergillus versicolor CBS 583.65
Lineage: Eukaryota; Fungi; Ascomycota; Eurotiomycetes; Eurotiales; Aspergillaceae
Exons: 2
Coding region: 1-1698 (565 amino acids)
Cellular component (GO): mitochondrial matrix
Molecular function (GO): L-glutamate gamma-semialdehyde dehydrogenase (NAD+) activity
Source: RefSeq, a predicted model, not a curated record
AUGGUGCGACCAAGACUAGGAAACCAGGUGCAACGCACCAUGAGCACUGUCCACCGCAGGGGCCUUGCACUCUGGCAUCCUCCCAAGUUCGAGAACGAGAAAAUGCUUACCUACGCCAAAGGCUCGCCCGAACGCACCCAACUUACCAAGACAAUCGAAUCCAUGAAGCGCACAUUCCCCGUGCAAAUCCCACUAACCGUCAACGGCGCAACACUGCAACCAAAGGAAUCACGCACGCAGCUGAACCCCUCCAAGCACUCCGAGAAAGUAGCAGAGUACGCUUCCGCAACACCCGACCAAGUCAACGCCGCUAUAGACGCAGCCCUAGCAGCUAAGCCCGCCUGGGAAGCGAUGCCCUUUGAAGACCGCGCUGCGAUCUUCCUGCGCGCCUGCGAGCUCAUUACAGGCAAAUACCGCUCUCAGCUUGUAGCAGCAACAAUGCUCGGCCAAGGGAAGAAUAUCUGGCAGGCGGAGAUUGACGCACCCGCCGAGACUGCCGAUUUCUUUCGGUACUACAUCCAGGAGGCGUGGUCGUUGUAUUCCCAGCAGCCGAAAGAACAGGCUGCCGGACACUGGAAUAAGCUCGAGUAUCGGCCGCUAGAGGGCUUUGUAUACGCUAUUGCACCAUUUAACUUCACCGCGCUGGGAGCGACGCUUGUUGGGCCGGCAGCACUGUUAGGCAACGUGGUUGUUUGGAAGCCGUCGGAUUCUGCACUACAUGCGAGCUGGCUGCUUCAUCAAAUAUUGCUCGAGGCUGGACUUCCCAAGGACGUGAUUCAGUUCGUGCCUGGGGAUGCAGAGGGGGUGACAGAUACAGUGCUACAGAGGCCAGAGUUUGGCGGCUUGUCAUUUAUUGGUUCAACAGCCGUUUUUAAGGGGAUUCAGCAAAAGAUUGGGAAUGCUAUUGGCCGGGGUGUUUACAAUUCAUAUCCUCGUGUGGUUGGUGAGACCGGGGGGAAGAACUGGGGCGUGGUCCAUUCUUCUGCGGAUAUAAGGAGCGCCGCUCUGAACACAAUCCGUGCAGCAUUUGAGUACCAGGGCCAGAAGUGCUCAGCCAACUCUCGGGUGUAUGUUGCCGAGUCUGUCUGGCCAGAAUUCAAGGACCAUUUGCAGAAGGAAAUUUCUGCAUUGCAGACUGGUCCUGUGGAGGAUUACAGCAACUUUAUUAACCCCGUCAUCCACGAGCGCUCCUUCGACAAGCUCAACCAGGUUAUUGAAGACGCAAAGAAUGAUCCUGAGCUGGAGCUAAUAAUCGGUGGAAAAGCAUCAAAAGAAGACGGGUUCUACGUCCAUCCUACAGUGUACCAGACCAGUAACCCACGACAUGAUAUCAUGUCUCGUGAACUGUUCGGCCCUAUCCUGAGCGUCUAUGUCUUCCCUGAUAAUGAGUGGGAGGAAACACUCAAGACAGUGGACACUACCUCCCGCUAUGCUCUCACGGGUAGUAUCUUCGCCAAAGACCCCUAUGCUAGUCGCCAGGCGCAGACUUUCUUGAAACAUGCUGCGGGAAUGCUCUAUCUUAAUACAAAGUGCACCGGCUCUGUCGUGGCUCAGCAGCCUUUUGGUGGUAGUCGGGACUCUGGCACGAAUGACAAGACCGGCACAAUGGCUCACUUGCUGAGAUUCGCGAGCACUCGGACAAUUAAAGAGGACUUUACCCCGUUAGAUAGGGUGCAGUAUCCUUCUAAUCAGGUUUGA